CAGUGUCUGUUUCACAUGAUCCCAAAAAUAAUGGAAGGUCCAUGCCUUGCUACUUAGCUACUCCAAGAAAAGUGAUAGUAAAGCUCUCCCCUCCAUCUUAGUCUCCAAAAGCAUCUUCUGGAAAAUCAAAGAAAAAGAAGGAAAGAGAGAAUGUCUAUCUGAUUUUAGUUCAGAUAGAGAUAGAGGGAGUGUUGAGAGUCUUGAGAGACAGAGUGGAAUUUAGAGAGAGGAGUUGAAAACUUUGAGAGAGGUGGAGAUGGGUGGAGUUACUUCAUCCAUGGCUGCCAAGUUCGCCUUCUUUCCACCCAACCCACCAUCUUACAAGCUCAUCAGGGACGACCUCACUGGGCUGUUGCUUCUCAGUCCCUUCCCGCACCGUGAAAACGUGGAGGUGCUCAAAUUGCCCACUCGUCGGGGCACCGAGAUUGUGGCGGUGUAUGUUCGGCACCCCAUGGCGACCUCAACCCUUCUCUACUCUCAUGGCAACGCCGCCGAUCUGGGCCAGAUGUAUGAGCUCUUCAUCGAAUUGAGCAUCCACUUGAGAGUUAAUCUCAUGGGGUACGAUUAUUCUGGGUACGGGCAAUCAUCUGGGAAGCCAAGUGAGCAGAAUACAUAUGCAGAUAUUGAAGCUGUAUACAAGUGUCUUGAAGAGAGCUAUGGUGCAAAGCAGGAAGAUAUCAUCCUUUAUGGCCAAUCUGUUGGGAGUGGCCCAACAUUGGAUCUUGCUGCUAGGCUGCCUCAGUUAAGAGCUGUUGUUUUGCAUAGUCCUAUACUUUCAGGUUUAAGAGUUAUGUAUCCUGUAAAGCGAACAUACUGGUUUGACAUUUAUAAGAACAUUGACAAAAUUCCACUGGUUAAUUGUCCUGUGCUCAUCAUUCAUGGAACUUCAGAUGAAGUAGUUGAUUGUUCCCAUGGCAAGCAACUCUGGGAACUGUGUAAAGAGAAGUAUGAACCUCUAUGGCUUAAAGGAGGGAACCACUGUGAUUUAGAGCUCUAUCCUGAGUAUAUCAGGCAUCUCAAGAAAUUUGUAUCAACUGUGGAGAAAUCGCCUUCCCAGAGGAACAGUUCUAGGAGAAGCACAGAUCAGUUUGAGCAGUCUCGGAGGAGUACUGAUGUUUUCGAGGUUUCAAGGAAAAGCACCGACCGGAGAGAGAAACCAAGGCAGAGCACUGACAGACUUGAAAAACAGAAAAACCUGUCCAAUAAUGCUGAUAAGCUAGAAAAGUUAAGAAUGUCUUUUGACCAAAUGGAAAGGUCUCGGAGAAGUGUUGAUUGCCAUGAGAAGUCCCGGAAAAGCAUUGACCACCAACUGGAAAGAGCUCGGAAGAGUGUGGACCGAUUGGAACGAAUACGAACUGGGUAAUUCUAAAACAAAAAAUUCAGGUGCUGGUUUGCUCCUGUGGGGGAAAAAUUAUUUGUUUGUUUUUUCUUAUUUAUGGUUUAUCGGCUGUGUAGUUGGCUUGUGGAAGUUCUAUAACAACUCUAGCAUGAAAUGAGAAAGGGUUUGGUGUUAUGAUGGGAUCA
This is a messenger RNA of Vitis riparia (riverbank grape), 1524 nucleotides long. Its product is annotated as alpha/beta hydrolase domain-containing protein 17C-like. The transcript is spliced from 5 exons. Lineage: Eukaryota; Viridiplantae; Streptophyta; Magnoliopsida; Vitales; Vitaceae. The record is from RefSeq and is a predicted model, not a curated record. The coding region runs from base 257 to 1363 and encodes 368 amino acids.